Cladophialophora psammophila CBS 110553 is the source of this 504-nucleotide messenger RNA. RefSeq lists its product as uncharacterized. The transcript has 8 exons. The record is from RefSeq and is a predicted model, not a curated record. NCBI's taxonomy places the organism in Eukaryota, Fungi, Ascomycota, Eurotiomycetes, Chaetothyriales, Herpotrichiellaceae. Bases 1 to 504 code for a protein of 167 amino acids.
AUGUCCGGCUUUCCAACGUUAGAACCAGCUUUGACUGCACAGAUAACAUUCGACCCGCCGGUUAUCAUUGGGAAUGUCAACAGCGGCAGCCAGUUAUCCAUCGCGCUCAUCAAUUCGGGCACCUUGAAGAGCGAACCGGAUUUCUCGCCAGCUGUGGACGCCAAAGUCGAAUUUGGAACCGAUCACUUCAAUCUGACGCAGGAUUUGAAGUACUGCACGAUUGAUGUGAAAGCUGCAUUGAAGAAUGUAGAUGGCGCUACCAUUUCGUAUGCAUACAAAGGUCACAUUGAGGUGACGCCUGAACUCGGUCUGAUUCUUGGAGAAAGUCCAUCCGCAAAAACUACAGAUUUUGGACAUGUGUUCACCCAUGUCACCUUUGAGACUGGCGCACACCAUCUGAAAAGUCUCGAGACAGGGAGGUUUGUAGGGGCCAGUCGUUUUGUCAUUGAAGGCGGAAACGGGCCGGUUAUUGAGAUGAAAAUCAGUAAGAUUGUCAAGGGUUGA